UGGAAGGCAGCAUCAUCAACCCAUCCUCAAGCAUGGGAGGCAGUCAUGAGAGAAAUAAAAGAUGUGAAUGUAGAGGCCUUUAAGCACUUGAUAGCUAUUCCACCAAGAUUUUGGUCAAGGUCAAGGUUUACACCUACAGCUGCUUGUGACACCCUAGUAAACAAUAUCUCUGAAGCUUUUAAUAGUGUGAUCUUGGAUGCAAGGGCUAAGCCCAUCAUAACAAUGAUGGAAGACAUUCGUAUGUAUCUAAUGAAGAGAUGGGCAAGAAAUAAAGAGAAGAUAAGGUUAUAUGAAGGUUCCUUUUGCCCCAAAAUUUUUAAACGAUUUCAAAAGGAAUUAAACAACACAAAAUAUUGGAUACCUAGCUGGUCAGGAUUGAAAUUAUUUGAAGUGAGACACACUUCCAACAUUGGUGACAAGUUUGUUGUUGACAUAGAUAAAGUGGACUGUAGUUGCAGGAAAUGGAGUAUAACAGGAAUCCCAUGCUGUCAUGCCCUCACUGCCAUGACAUUUUUAAACAUCAAUGGAGAAGACUACAUCUCACAUUGGUUUACAAAGUCAACCUAUGAACAAACAUACUUUCCAAUGAUAUAUCCAGUUCACGGUGCUCAUAUGUGGGAAAUGACUUCAAUGCCUGAUGUGUUGCCUCCACCUAAGAGAAUUUUGCCUGGUAGACCGAAAAAGAAAAGAAGAUUAGAGCCUUGGGAGCUUAAGAAAGAUGACACUGAACUAAGACAAGGUGGAACACGUAAGAGAUGUGGCAUAUGUAGAGAGCUUGGACAUAAAAGAAAUAAUUGUCCACAAGCUGCCCAAGCUGCUCCAACAACUCCAAAUGCAACUCAAUCCAGUCAAAUUACUCAAUGCGAGGUUGAACAACCCCAACAAAGUCACCCAUCAACAACAGCACCUCAGACAACUUCAACACCAGCUGACCCAACUGCCACAGCACCUCAGACAACUUCAACACCAGCUGACCCAACUGCCACAGCACCUUCAAACUGAUUUAGAAAGUCAUUAGCUAUUAUUAAUAUGUAUUUUGGUACUUUGUUUCGGCUAGCACCUUUUUUUGGAUACAAACUUCAAUAUGUAUUGUGUGCUGAUGUAUUAUUUGAUGAAGCAAAGUAUUGUCUGUUCAAUGAAUAUGAUGUCCAG
Messenger RNA from Vigna angularis (adzuki bean), 1152 nucleotides. RefSeq lists its product as uncharacterized. Bases 46 to 1002 code for a protein of 318 amino acids. NCBI's taxonomy places the organism in Eukaryota, Viridiplantae, Streptophyta, Magnoliopsida, Fabales, Fabaceae. The transcript has 3 exons. Gene Ontology annotation, molecular function: zinc ion binding; nucleic acid binding. The record is from RefSeq and is a predicted model, not a curated record.